Messenger RNA from Periophthalmus magnuspinnatus, 2194 nucleotides. Its product is annotated as protein FAM104A. The coding region runs from base 904 to 1278 and encodes 124 amino acids. The transcript has 3 exons. NCBI's taxonomy places the organism in Eukaryota, Metazoa, Chordata, Actinopteri, Gobiiformes, Gobiidae. The record is from RefSeq and is a predicted model, not a curated record.
GACCAGGAUGUUGCUUCCGGUUUGCAAUCAUGGCUGGCUGCACCACGGGUUGCUCUCACUUGCAAUUGUUUUGUAGCUUAAUAAGGCGAUGUUGCUCUUGAAUAGACUUUGAGAUCAUCAAGAUUGCAAUCACUAGGCCAGACAGACAAAGAGCAUAACAGUUUGCAGUAAUAUUUACGUAAAUUACAUUUUUUUGCCCUAUAAUGACAAAAUGAACGACUGUUUCACAUGGACUGGACUAAAAUUCAACCUUUAAUGAAUUUGGUUCAAACUACUAAAAUAGUUACAAAACAAAACGUGUUUUCUAUAUGUGACACGUGAACACUAUUUUAAACUUAGAUAAACCGUAAAAAUUGCCAGUGAUUUUACGAGUGCCCGGAAAGCGUCCAGAUGACUCAGCGCAUGCGCAGUACCAUGUAAACACAGAUGACGAGGUUGCUGCGCUAGUUGUAGAUGUGGCUAAUUGUUACAAGUUAGCUAGCGUCAGAUCAAAACAGGCAAAUCUAAAUGAAUUGUACAUUUGCUCGUUGUUUUCAGGGUGGCACCAGUGUAGCAAUCUUUGAAGUAGCGUUUAACGACAGUUAUUUGAAAAUCAUUUGAGCGCUACAUUGUUUGCUAGCUAAAUUAUAAUCUAAGCUAGUUUGCGUUUCUCACUCUAGUCGUUAUCUCUCAUUUCUUUUUUCUGUCGUUCUGUAGAUAAGGUUGUUGUGUUCGGGAACAUCGCAAAAUGUUUCUUUAGAUGUUCAGCUCACAAUAUGUCGUAUUACAUAGUUAUCUAAGCAGCCAGGUCAUUGGUUGGAGAUAACUAGCUAAUAACUCGGAACAAAAUAGGCAUCCUAUGUCCUGCGUGGAAUAAAGAAUACGAGGGAUCAUUCUCUGAAUAUAUGUGCACCCCAUAAUCCCAUGUUGACAGAAAACAGGAAGCGAGCUCGCAGUGGGGGAGAAGUGGAGAAUGGACACCUUUUACCCCAAGCCAAACGACAGAGCAGGGGUCAGCCUGUCUCUCCAGAGCCGGGCCGAGAUGCCUGGGACUCAGAGUCUUCCAACAGUGAGACCAGCAGCAGUAUCAGCAGUCCGGAGCACUUGGUUGCUGGCUCCUCCAGUCAGUGUGCUGUGGGUCCAUGCAGUCCUUUAAGUUCAACAGAGGUCCCCACCUUGGAUGUGGGUCGCCCUUCAAACCUGGUUUCUUAUCAGCACAUUAACCGCAUCCUUAAAGAAGCGCACUUCCAGAGCCUGCAGUGUAGAGGUCUGCAUCGAGACACACACCAGACAUGUUAGCCAAAUCAAUAACAUGCUAAAAUGCUCCUCUGCCCAUUCACCAGCUGAUGAUGGAUUAAAGUGGUUUUAAAGCAUUUGAGCAAUAAUUUAUAAAUGAUAAUGGGACCGAUUUUGUGACUUAGAUGUAUUUGGACCAAGUAGUUUACACGCUGCAGAAAAAUCACUGUUUGACUUAAAUUGUAGAUUGAUCACAUGCAUCUUGGAUUUAUUAGACUAGAAGGAAGUUGUAGGCUGUGCAUUUAAUGUAUGUGAUAGCACAGGGACCACUCUCAGGGAUUUCAUGUUUAGAUUUUUCAUCUCAUUACGUUAGGGUCUUUACAGAUGUUUUGAGGAACUCUUUUUGCACUUAGAAGUUAGACAUUUACAGUUAAAUCAAAGCGUUAGCAUUAGUAAUAUAGUCCCUCAUCCACCUUCCAAAAACAAAUGUGAAAUGUCUGUUUACUUGAAACCAGAACAACUCCAUUUGAAUUCUCCAAUUGCAAAUGUUUUCACUUUAUUUUUUACCUAAGCAAACUUCUCCUCCCCUUCCCUAUAAUUUCAGCAUUUCAAAUAUUAGACAUCUGGGCCUUUGAUUAUGCACUAUGUUCUGCUAUUUAAAGGUUGUUAUAUAAGUAUAUGUGUGCACUGAACAACACAGCACUGCCUCCAAGUGGCAGUGCAAAGAUUUUCUCUUUCACUCCAUGAUCCCAGACAUUCUUUUUUGUGUCUGAAAACAUUUGAUGAUGUAUUUUUUUGUAUUAUAUUUUUUCUAUAUAGAAAUGAACAUAACAUUAAUCAGCCAUUGACUUUUUCUUGUAAAUACCGUGCCAUUUGAGAAAUAAAAACAAGCUGUUUUUAACAAAAGACUUUCUGACUGGUGAAUAGAAAUGAAGGGUAGUUUGAUUAACUGUUUUCUUGUCAAAAUACCAUCUUUGUU